CUUAGAACCUACGUCUUUCCCUUUGUUUGAUCCAACUCCAGAAUUUGCGUUUCCCAUCUUCCAAAAAAUUUGUGUGUAUUUAAAUCAACCGGUAGCAUCGCACAUUUCCUCUUCCCUUCUCCAUUUCUCUGUCUCCUUCCCCUACGAUUAGAAUUACAAGUUGCCCAUUUUCUCUUCUCCCUUUUCAUUGCAUUUCCUGGUAAUGAUGUGCUCUUCCUGAUUGGAUUGAUUACAUGUUCCUUUUGAUUUGUUCUUGCAGCAGUUGUUUUGCUCCCCUUCUAUAGCAGAAACGAAAUGGAGAACGAAAAUGGUGAACAGCAGCAGAACGGUUUCACCCAGAAAUAUGAUUGCCUCCUUUUCGAUGUGGAUGAUACACUUUAUCCAUUGAGUUCUGGUCUGGCACCACAAGUUGCCCUCAACAUUCAAGAUUACAUGACUGAAAAGCUCGGCGUCAUGGAGAAUAAGGUCCAAGAAUUGUGCCUGUCCCUCUACAAAUACUAUGGCACCACAAUGGCUGGCUUACGGGCAAUUGGCUAUAAAUUCGAUUACGACGACUUCCACAGCUUUGUACAUGGACGAUUGCCUUAUGAUACCUUGAAGCCAGACCCAGUCCUCAGGAGUCUCUUACAAAGCUUGCCCAUCCGCAAAGUGGUGUUCACCAACGCAGACAAGGCUCACGCAGAUAAGGUACUGAGCAGGCUGGGAUUGGAGGAUUGCUUUGAACAGAUCCUGUGCUUCGAGACCUUGAACGACUCCACCAAAGGGAAUGAUGCCGUGGAAGAUGAAGAAUCAGCCGAAGUCUUUGAUAUCAAUGAGUACAGCGCUGCUCCUAACGCUGGCUUAUCUCUCCCCAAGACACCUGUGCUCUGCAAACCUUUCGAAGAAGCUUUCGAAGAGGUCUUCAAGAUUGCUAACAUCAACCCUCAUCGAACGUUGUUUUUCGAUGACAGCCUUCGAAACAUCCAGACAGGGAAAAGAAUGGGACUGCACACUGUGAGGGUUGGGACUUCUGAUCGAACUGAAGGCGCGGAUUACGCGCUAGAGAGCAUCCACAACAUCAAGGAAGCACUCCCAGAGCUGUGGGAUGCAGCAGCCAAUGAUAAAACAGAGGGGAUGAGGUACUCCACAGAAGUUGCUAUUGAGACAGAAGUACAGGCCUAGGCUUUUGUUUGUACAUAGUCUGGAUUCACCUUAUUCCUUCCAGGCACCAGCUGCCUCAUUUUACGAAGUGCAGCCUAAUUAAUUAUUAGUAAUUUGUAUCUUUCGUCUUUAGCAGUUUAUAUAUAUGUCGACAAGCCUCAGGGCUUGACUUUCCUUGAGCUGUAAGGAAUGAUUGCUCUUAGAAGCUAGCAUACAGUACAUGUUGGACCUUAUGUAAAAUCCAAACUUAUGAUUAUUAUUUUAUAAUAUGAUUAGAUAAUAUGGUGAAAUGUGAUCCAAAAAUUAUAUUAUGUCAAGAAAAACUUAAAU
Molecule: messenger RNA, 1470 nt
Organism: Linum tenue
Lineage: Eukaryota; Viridiplantae; Streptophyta; Magnoliopsida; Malpighiales; Linaceae
Source: the annotation of a GenBank genome assembly